Messenger RNA from Planococcus citri (citrus mealybug), 1540 nucleotides. RefSeq lists its product as uncharacterized. The transcript has 15 exons. The record is from RefSeq and is a predicted model, not a curated record. The coding region runs from base 134 to 1312 and encodes 392 amino acids. Lineage: Eukaryota; Metazoa; Arthropoda; Insecta; Hemiptera; Pseudococcidae.
CAUUUUCAAGAAAACGUCACCCAACUUUGAUCAAAAUUUUAUCCAUCUGUCGCAGUAAGUCUUACAACUAUUCGAACGAACCACGCUACUUUCAAAAUCUUCGUUCGAGAAAAUUACGUUUUACAAAUCAACAAUGGGUCCAAAUUUCAAAGGCGGCUUCAAGUUCACCUUAUUCUCACUCUUCAUCGCACUCCAUUUAACAAAUCGAUUCGUGGUGGCAGAUUUGCCUAAUACGGAUCUCAGGAAGGCAAUUUCUUGCAUGAGACAAUUCUUUGGAAAGCCUUCCCUAGAAGGAUACACUUUUCUGGGAGAAUACACGUCUUUAACAGACGGAGAAUAUUCCGGAAUUCUUUGCCCAGAGGUUGAUACUGAAGAGCUUCAUGACUUGAUUCGCAACAAUGCUCAGGGAGAUUAUGAAGGAAAUGCCAUAAAAGAAUGUUUAGCCAAGGCCAAUAGUGAAAACCUAUUUGAACAUUACGUCAAGUUAGGGCAAAAAUCUGAAGAAGCUGAAGAGCAUGAAAAACCAGCUGUAACUAAAGAUCACCAGACUCCAUCAACACAGAACUCAGAUUUACAAAGCCCUGCUGAAAAAAUGGCAGAGCAUGAAAAACCACAUGGAUCUGAAGAUCAUCAGACUCCAUCAACACAAAACUCAGAUUUAUUGAAUACUCCAGCCGUAAAUUUCAAAAUAGGAGUGUGUCAAUCUAAAAUAGAAACCGAGUUCAGUAGAUUGACAGAUGAAAAAGAGAAGAAGGAAACGGUUCAAUGUUUGACGAAAUGUGCCAAUAAUUUCAUGCGCAGAAUCACAGACUAUUUAAAUAGUGUAGUACAACAAGUUAUGAGUUCGCCAUUAAAUAAACAGAUCCAGAGUGACCCUAAAAUGCUGGAAUAUAUUCCAAAUUCCUCGCAGGAAUUCACCAAAAACAAAUUUUAUUCGGAACUCGACAAAAAGAAUGAAACACUGAGUAUCGUUCCAAUCACCCAAGUUGGGAAAGAGUAUCUAAUUACUUACAGUAAACUAUACAUAGCCCUGAAUAAGUAUGUAAAUGACAGAGUCAGAAAAUCAAUUGCUGAUCUGGAUAACCUUGAUCGUCACUUAUUCAUUAUGCUCCAGGUGUAUCAAGACUGUGGUCAAUUAGACUGUGCCAUGGGUUUGAACAGUACUCCGCUCUACAAUUUAAUCGAAUCUGGAGCCCAAGAUUCGUACUGGAAAAUUCUGCAGGAAUUUACAAAUGAUAACGAAGACUUGAGGAAUUGGAUGGACCGCCAAACAGGCGAUUGGAAAACAUUUUGCAAAGCGUUCAUAGAAUAGAAAUAAUUUGUUUAGGUGCAGCUGCUAUUAAAUUGAUAAAUUUAGGUAUAAUUCUGUUAUGAUUAGAAUUACGAGUAGGUACAUAUUUGUCUUUAAUUUAAGAGUGCCUGUAAUGAGUUUUUAUAACGUUUAAGUAUACUGGCAUCUAUUAAUUAUACUCACUGGAUAUUGGUAUUAUAGUAAGUACCCUGUAAGUUAAAUUAUUUGAAUAAAUUCAGCCUCUUUUAA